AUGAACCCAUGGGUGGAUUUAACCCAGGGAGCUUCGGCCCGGGAAGCGGGCCGGAGCCCAGGAGUUGACCGUGCAAAACGAGGGAGACACUGGGAUAUUGGGGAAAUUUCUGCAAGAUUGUUUGACCACAGAGCCAUUUUGCAAGGAGAAAUCAAGUAUUUCAUCAAAGAAUUUGAGACAAAGCGAAAUGACCGGGGAUGCAAGAGACUCGAAGCCAACCUCCAGAAAUUGAAAGAUGUAGAUGAAACCGUCGCUCCAGAUUGCAUAGAUAUCAUGAAAGAACACAUUCCAAACUUGCUUGAUCAAUUGGAGGCAGCUAACAAGAUAUGUUCUAAUCUGCAGAGCAAAGAGGAAAAACAUAUGGAGAUCAAGACACUUGAGGAUCAACGUAAGAAGAGAGAAGAUAAAUGGUCCUAUUUCUUGGAGGAGUUGUCUAAGGAGAGAGAUCGGGAAGACAUCCAACAUGCCAAUGAAAUCAAAGAGAUCGAUGAUCACUUUGCAAAACUCGAAGAAGCACUUGGGACAUCGGCCACAUGAGAGAUGUCAGGGGAGUUUUGCACGAACCAUCUCAUCAGUGAUUGUCAUUGGAAAAUUUACUCUGAGCCAAUCAGAUGCAAGGAUUUCCGUAGCAAUGAAAAUAGUCAGUGAAAAUCAUUGACCAUUUGUUUUGUGAAAUGCUCCCCCGAGUUCGAUUUCGUGAAACUUGUUACAAAUGAUAAAUGUGAGAAUUCUAAGACCACUUUAUCAUCAGCCAAUCGGAUCACUUUAUCAGUAGGUUUUACAGUUAUUAUAUACCAGUUUUGUAAAACUGGGUCCUAGUGAGAAAGGACAAUGGAAUCUACCUACUGUAUCAGAGCUUGAAUCCAUAGAUGAAUGAAAAUGAUAUGCUGUUUAUAAGUUUCCAUGGUUACUUACUAAUCCUGUGAAAGCCAAGCAUCAAAUAAGUACAUAACCUAGGGCUUGUAGGGGUGUUAGUGUGACCAGGGAGUUGUUUCACAAAGAUUUAAGUAUGACUUAAGAGUUGCACUUAAAUGCCUAGUUGCAUGUGUUAUAAAAGGCAUGACCGCAUUGGUCAGAUCAUGCCAAGAGGAUGCACACUACUGCGUAUUGAUCAAUAAGAUUGCAUGUUGCAUAUCAUGCAUGUGUCGGCAUUUAAGUAUGACUCUAUUAAAGUCAUACUUAAAUCUUCGUUAAACACCCCCCCCCCCCCCCCCGAUAACCUUGAAAUUUUCAGCUGUAUAGAAAAAUAAUGGCUUUAUAGUAAAUCCCAAACUCGUAUGGGCAGUGCUUCACAAAGAUUGACAUGACGAAAACCUCCAUUUGAGAACACUAUACCCCAGUUUCCCUCAAUCAAAUCUCUUCUCCAAGUACGACAAACCAUAACUGCCCCAAGCAAGCAAUUUAAGUAUCAAAACACCUGUUUCUUGACCUCGGUCCAAAGAUAACACAACAGCCCGAGCGGCGGUCCCUGCAAAGCAUGCUGUCAUUUUAAUUCACUUACUUUCCUUAUUUCGAGGUCGAUUUUCUUCGUUCGAAAUUGAAAGUGGACUAACAUUGGAUUUCUGAAUACAAUAUGCCUCUGAAAACGUGAUUAAAUAUCGAAUACAAUAAUUUCAUUCCGAAGGUCCUACUCCAGGCAGAGAAGUCUUACGUAAUAGCACAGCUGUUGUUUAUCAUUUCGUCCUUGGCUCAAAGCUCAUAAUCUGGCCUGUGGAGGUAAAAUUGAGACAGCGGGGAUUACCUGGCCUAGCAGGGUUGAUCAGGCGGGUGUUUCAUAAAGCUGUUCGUAAAUAAAGAGCGACUGGUGAUCAUGUCUUGCGGUAAAUGGUACACACCAUUGGCGAUGACUUAGCGGAAAGGAUCACCAGUCGUUCUUAAAGUCGCUCUUAACUUCCGAACAGCUUUAUGAAACGGGCCCCUGGGCUUGGAAAUGAUUUUGGGAUUUAACAAACGCAAAAUGGGGUAUAGUACCGCAGUUUGCAAUCUGAACUGCGGUCUUUCUCCAAACGGGGGUUUGACGUAAUGAAAAUCAGAGUAAAAGGUAUUCUUAUAAUGAUAAUAGCUGGAUUUAUAAAGCGCUUUUUGCCUAAGGAUACAAAGCUCUGCUAUUUUUACCCCAGCUUCAGCUCGAGCUACCAUCACUGGCGCUUAGUGCAUUCAAGGAAAUAAUCCUGCCGGCUACCCAUUCACCUCACCUGGGUCAAGUGCAGCACAGUGUGGAUGAAUUUCUUGCUGAAGGAAAACACGCCAUGGCUAGGAUUCGAACCCACGACCCUCUGUUUAAAAGGCGAGAGUCGGAACCACUAGACCACGACUCGCCCAAUGUGCCAAUGCCCUGCACAUGCACUUGAUAUUCCACCCCAUAAUCUAAUUGAUUUAUUUGCGGUAGAGCACACCCCAUUGUCAUAGUUCGCCCAUCUAGUAAAGCGUUUUAUGAAUUUAAAUUAAGCUCAGCUUAUUUUAGUCAUACUCUGAUUAUGAAGACCCACACUCUUGUUUGUUAAUUCCUAAAUUAUUAUAUUUUUAUUUUUGAAAAUUAUAGAUUUUUUCCUAAUUAUCCAGACCUUUAUGACACUACAACCCAUCAUAUCUAUGACAAUAUUUGUUAAAGAAUCCCAUACUUUGUAUAUUCUUUUCACUUGCUUCGAAUUUUUUUUAAAGCACACCAUAGAAAAAAACUUGAUCCCUCAAAUUUUUACUCCAGUACAUAACUUGUCAACAGUACUGUUUUGUGUUAUGUUUUGGCAAGUCAUAAGAAUGGACUGAAGUGUGAAUACCCAAACUGUUAAAUGAAUUUUGUUUGUCACAAAAUGUAAAAUCAUUUUGAAAUUCAUGUACAUUGUUUAAAGAAAUAAUAUUUUUAUUCGGAAUUCAUCAGUUUUGAAUGAGAUUCUGAAGUCUUUUGUAUUUUGCUUCUUCGCAGUCUUGUUCGUUUACUAUGUAAGGUGCAAUAAAGAAAUCAUCUAAAAAUCA
Molecule: messenger RNA, 2973 nt
Organism: Lytechinus pictus (painted urchin)
Lineage: Eukaryota; Metazoa; Echinodermata; Echinoidea; Temnopleuroida; Toxopneustidae
Product: biogenesis of lysosome-related organelles complex 1 subunit 5-like
Exons: 5
Coding region: 1-537 (178 amino acids)
Cellular component (GO): BLOC-1 complex; transport vesicle
Source: RefSeq, a predicted model, not a curated record